Nelumbo nucifera (sacred lotus) is the source of this 1604-nucleotide messenger RNA. RefSeq names its product transcription factor MYB53-like. Lineage: Eukaryota; Viridiplantae; Streptophyta; Magnoliopsida; Proteales; Nelumbonaceae. The record is from RefSeq and is a predicted model, not a curated record.
ACCUCCCCUUAAUGCUCUUCUAGCCAUAGCCUGAUAGCCUAAGCUCAGAUUAAUCUCUCAGGUAUUAUGGGGAGGUCUUCUUGUUACGAUGAAAGCGGUUUAAAGAAAGGGCCAUGGAUGCCAGAGGAAGAUGAGAAGCUGAUAGCAUACAUCAAGCAGAAUGGGCAUGGAAGCUGGAGAGCCCUCCCCAAGCUUGCAGGAUUGAACAGAUGUGGAAAGAGUUGCAGACUGAGGUGGACUAAUUAUUUGAAGCCUGAUAUCAAGAGAGGAAAGUUCUCCCAAGAGGAAGAGAAAGUCAUCAUCAACCUUCAUUCAGCUCUUGGAAAUAAGUGGUCUGCGAUCGCAAGCCAUCUACCAGGAAGAACGGACAAUGAGAUCAAGAAUUUAUGGAACACCCAUCUGAAGAAGAAACUCCUCAACUCGGGUAUUGACCCAGUAACCCACAGACCAAGAACUGAUCAUCAUCCCGACCUCUUUGCAAAUCUAUCUCAGCUGUUUGCUGUCGCAAACCUCAACAGUAUGAUGAUGAAACCAUUGGACAAUGCUCUCAGGCUACAGGAAGAGGUGGCACAGCUAGCCAGAAACCAAUUGUUGCAGCAACUACUUCAGGCCACUGAGAGCAGCGUGCCUCAAAAUCUGGCUGCAGAUAGUCUCUCGGCAAAUGCUCCCAUUCUGGGAUUCAACCACGCUGAAUACCUCCAACCAAACAACAAUCAUUUGGAAGGACUUAUAAAUAACCCACCAGAAGGAUUUCAGAGUCACCCACAAGGAUAUCAUCAGAGUAUUCAUCCACAAGAAUUACCGAGUAACCCACAAGUUGUUCCUAACAACCUUCCUUGUCCUGGCCUUUACUUGCCUUCCAACUUGGCAAAUUUGGGGAUCCAACAACCAUCCAACCAUAGCCAGAUCCUUGAUAACUCAGUUUACUUUGGAGGGUUAAGCUCACCAUUGAUCAACAGUGAACAUAACAUGGGUGAUAACAACUUGAUCAACUCAUAUAUUGAUCCAGCUGCCUUGGACACCAUUCCUCCAUUGGUUUCGGCCUCCAUUGAAAUGGAAAAAAAGAACAUGCCCAUCAACUCAUCCAUCCUGAUUGACACCUGGGGAGAAAUUAAUCUGCAGGAUGAUCAUCAUGAAGCCAGUGAUUAAUUACUAGAGUCGAGUUAUGUUUUCAUACAUUGAUACAAUUGCAGCUAAUGAGGUUCACCGGCUUGGCCAGUUUCAUCGGGACUGACUCCUGAUCUCCUGUCCACAACAACUCUACCCACGUCUACCCACAACACACUACCUUCUUCCCUGCUUAAUACUAUGUAAGAAGAUGAGAAUGAGAUGUUUUUUUAGGUAUGACUGCGAUGUUAUGUGGGUAGCCGUGAACAGAAUUCUUGUGGGCAAGAGAUUUGGACUCGUUUCAUCGACCUAUCACGCGCUUUCUUAGGGAUUACAUUGGGAGCUGAAGGAAUAAUUGUAGAUAAAAUAGUAAACCAUUAAUUGUCACUUCCAAAAGAUAAUAGGUGUUCAUUCAUGGUUUCUUUUAUUUUAUGAUAUUGUGCAAAAAGAUUAUACUUGAUUCAAUAUUGAUGCAUGAAUCAUUUCUUCUUUCUCUA